Messenger RNA from Clarias gariepinus (North African catfish), 1112 nucleotides. RefSeq names its product all-trans retinoic acid-induced differentiation factor (gene atraid). The transcript has 7 exons. The coding region runs from base 18 to 740 and encodes 240 amino acids. The record is from RefSeq and is a predicted model, not a curated record. NCBI's taxonomy places the organism in Eukaryota, Metazoa, Chordata, Actinopteri, Siluriformes, Clariidae. Gene Ontology annotation, cellular component: intracellular membrane-bounded organelle. Gene Ontology annotation, biological process: positive regulation of osteoblast differentiation.
GCGAGUUUUGGGUUAAAAUGAUAGCUAGGGUUUGCAUUUGUACCUCUUUUACUGUAUAUUUAUUUAACAUUUUAUUUAUUUUAUCCAUCAUCUACGUCGACUGUCUGUCUACGGAUGCUCAGUUAUGCCAGAUGUGUGAAGGAGCUGUACAGAACCAGAGUGCUGUGUGGAGCUUCUGCCAGGCGGCAGAAGGCAGGAUUGAGGGUCGGUGCUGUUUUCACGAUGCAGAGGAGAAUAUUCUGGGGUUGGAUUUAUCUAAUUGUUCUCUGAGACAAGUGGAUGACCUUCAUGCAGCUGCUGCAGCGGUUAUCAUAGACCUCUCAAGCAACCCUAUUUCCAAUAUGAGUGAUUUUAUAUUCCAAGGUUUUAAUAAUCUGAGCCAUCUCAUACUGCCCAUCAAUUUGGAGUGUCCUGGUGGCAACACAUCAUGGGACAGAGUGGAUGUUAAAGAUGACACCCGGCUGUGUGAAGGACAGAGGAAUGCCUGCAAUCAAACUGGGCAGAUGUCCUUGGACUGCCCUGAGAACUCCAUCUGCAUGCCUUAUGGGCCGGGAUUUUCUCAGUGCAGCUGUGUUCACAACUUCCACGGAUACAAGUGCCUAAGAGAGGGCAAUUUCCCUAUGCUGGAAGUCUUGGCAAUAUUAUGUGCAUCCACAGUUGUUGUUUCAGUGCUACUAUGGAUCACACAAAGGCGAAAAAUCAAAGACAUCAGCCUUCUUGGGUCACCCGGCAGCUGGUAGAAAGCUGAAGGACACACGAAAUAUUGAUCUGUUUUUAACGACGACAACAAAAAACCCGUAAGACUUUGGUCUAAUCACAUGAUCAGGUUGAGAAGUUUUGCAAUGCGUCAUUUAGAUGCUGCUUGUUGCUUCAGAGCUGCUGAUGCUCAAUGAAUAACCGACACCUUAAAAACUGCAUGAUCAUACAGGUAUGUUUAACACUGGGAUGCAGCAUCGUUUGGACUGCAGGUAUAUACUGUAGCGUGGAGUAAAUACUCUUAAUCAAAAUGACUAGAUUUCAUUCGGGGCUCAUAAUCAGUUUUACUGAGCAGUGCACAUUAAGAGAAUGUGUGUGUCUGUACAAAAUAUAUACAGAAUAAAUACUCAAGUGUG